AUGAGCGAGGACACAGACAAUGUGAAGGUAGUUGUAAGAUGUCGACCAUUGUCUGAACAGGAAGUAAAAGGAGGCCACAGAACGGCCGUGAAUGUAGAUAAGAUAUCAAAAACAAUAUCAGUGGAAAGUCCGAAUGUAAGUUCAUUGAAUACGACUACAUCUCGGUCUAGGACCUCACCAAAACAUACACAUUCGACCAUGUAUUUGACUGGAAUUGUGACCAGAUCACCAUCUACAACACCGUCGCCAGACCGAUUGUAGAGAACGUGCUCAAGGGAUAUAACGGUAUGUUUGCAGUGUAAUGUCACUUUACAUUCAAUCAUUUGAUUCAUUUUCAUAAUGUAAGCUCCAUAUACCUAUAAAUCUCAGCCUGAUACCUUAUACAUCUAAACAUGUUGCAGGGACCAUCUUCGCCUAUGGCCAAACAGGUACGGGUAAGACAUACACUAUGUCGGGUGAAGACAAGAAUCCAGAAGAACGUGGUAUCAUCCCCAACUCUUUUGCUCACAUCUUCGACCACAUUUCAAAGUCGAGUCAUGACAAAACGUAUGUUAUCCUCCCUUUAUCAUAAGGUACCUUUAGAUUCCUAGUCCGAGUGUCAUACCUCGAGAUCUACAACGAAGAGAUACGAGAUCUGUUGGCCAAGAACCAAAAUCACCAUGGUCUGGAAGUAAAGGAACGACCUGACAUCGGAGUGUUCGUCAAGAAUCUGUCCAACGUUACUGUAUCCAGCGCCGACCACAUGUUCAAGAUCAUGCAGUUCGGGAACCUGAAUCGUCACAUCGGAGCUACGAACAUGAACCAGCAGAGCUCACGAUCUCACGCUCUGUUCACGGUGACAAUCGAAUGUUCCAACAACAUCAACGGACAUCAACAUCUGACUCAAGGCAAACUACAUCUAGUAGAUCUGGCUGUAAGUGCAAUUCUACGAACUUUUUGACGAGGAAACUUUUAAAUAAGUUUUAGGAUUAAUUCAUCUUUAAUUUAGUAAAACAUUUAAUCUUUAAACCAUUUGUGCCAAACAUAUAUUUAACCAAAAGGGUAAUAGAUAAUGUAACUCGUUCAGUAAUGUAACUUUACAUUCAUUCAGGGAAGCGAACGUCAAUCAAAGACGGGCGCCUCGGGGGACCGACUCAAAGAGGCGUCAAAGAUCAACUUGUCCUUAUCCACGUUGGGUAAUGUGAUAAGCGCAUUAGUAGACGCCAAGGCUACACACAUACCGUACCGCAACUCCAAACUCACCAGACUACUUCAAGAUUCCCUUGGAGGUAACUCCAAGACGGUCAUGAUAGCUAACAUCGGACCAGCUACGUAUAACUAUGACGAAACCAUAAGCACACUGAGAUACGCAAAUAGGGCCAAGAACAUCAAGAACGUGGCCAGAAUCAACGAAGACCCCAAAGAUGCCAUGCUCCGCAAGUUCCAACAGGAGAUCGAGCAGCUGAGGAAACAGUUGGAGAACGACGAUGGUAAUAACCACCAUUAUCAUCUUUUAAACCUUUACUUUUGCAAGAUAGUUACCUAAAAUAACAAUUUUUCAGGGUAAAUUACUUUAUCCAACGCUAAAACUGAAAAACAAUACCUAAAAUAACAAUUUGAAACAAUUUCAGAAUCCGACGAAAGCGAGUACGAAGACGAUGCUUCAGAAGACAGGAAAGGGCACUACGAAGAACGGAUCAAAGAUCUCGAAACUGACAUUGCCAGUCGAAAACAACAUCUAGGUCAAGUCAGAAACAUUGGGGACGACGAGAGAAGACGUCUGGCUACAGAAUUAUUGACCAAGGAAAAAGAUCUGAACGCAAUUCGAAAAGAAUACGAUAGUCUACAACAAAAACUGGCAGCGAUCGAAAGAAAACUGAUCAUUGGAGGAGAGAAUCUGUUGGAGAAGGCAGAAAAACAGGCCAAGUUGUUGGAACAGAGCAAUUUGUAAGUUAUAUCCCGCAGUUCACAGCAUUUUGAGUAAAACAAGGGGCCAAGAAAGGAAAACAAAUUCAACUAUAAAAAAACAAAAUUAUUUCGAAAUUUGUUGUGGGACAAAAUUUCAAAAUUCAUUGAUAAAUGUGUGACACUUCGUUACAACAAAAAGAUUUUGUUGAAACUUUUUUAGAAAAUUUUUGGAACUAUCGCUGAAGAUUCAGUGAAGAAUUAUGACUGACAUAAAUGGCUUUGAAAUUUUAGGUAACAAAAAACUUACAAUUAAAAACAAAAAAGUUAUUUUACAGGGUGCGUGAAAAGUGGUGUUACCAGGUUUUUAAACCAAAUAUUUACUUUAACAAAAAAUAUAACUAAAACAACAACUAACAACAGUAACAUGUAGUACUAGUUAUAACAUAGUCAAUCAGUUUCAAAGUGUCCCCCCUUUGCGGCUUGGCACAAGCGCAAACGCUUCAAAAAGUUUUCGGUGAUGGGCCGCAGCACCUCCGGUAACAGUUUGUCCCACUCUUCGAUCAAUGCUUGUUUUAAAGACUCUAAAGUUUGGUGUCUUCUACAACACACCCUAGCCUCCAAUAUCGACCACACACGGUAAUACAUAGGAUUGAGAUCGGGAUAAUAUGGAGGCCAUUCAGCAGAUGCGAUGAAGUCAGGGAAAUGGGUUCGACGCCACUCUUUUGAGUUUGCUUUAUGGGCCGAUGCAGACUCUUGCUGAAAGAUCCAUGCGGCACCUUUGAAGCUUCCGAGCCCAAGGGAGUACCACAGAUUCCAAAAUGUCCCUUUGAUACACUUCUUUGUUGAUCUUCACGCCUUCAUCGACAAAAAUCAAAGGAAUCUUGCCUGAAGCACAGAUACCGGCCCAAACCAUAAUGCCCCGAGGGUGUUGACGACUUGCCACGAUGGCUUCAGCUUUAGGAGGCUCUGUUGAGUAUUAUCUGUCAUUUUGUUGAUUUUAGGCCUCUGUACAAGGUAAAUAUCUUCUCAUCAGUGAAAAGAAUUCAUUCCUAUUUUUGACCAGCGGCCCGCUGCUGAAGCAGUUUACAUUUUGUGAAACGUACCGCCUUGUUUUCUUCAGUUAGCUUCUGAACUUUUUUGAGUUUGUACGGCUUCAUCUUAUGUUUCUUUUCCACUAUGCGCCCCAAAGUAGUUUCUUUGAUUAACGCCUCCCGGGCCGUUUUUCGUACUGGGGUCCGUGGAUUUCGCUUGAAGCGCUUCUUGAUCAUCUGACGAUUGGCCACGGUGUUAAAAGAUGCUGGACACCCACUUCUAGGUCUGUCACAGUCAUGUCUAAGCUUUUCAAAACGUUUUACGGCUCUGUGGACUGUCUUUCUUGAAAUAUUCAGCAAUUUCGCGAUUUUGGGGUUACAUUUUCCUUCAUUAUUUAAUUUGAUGACGGUAGCCCUCAUGUUUGACAUCUAAAUACAGACAGACGGUAGGCAAUGAAAACUUCACUUUUAUAAUUAUACAAUAAGAAAACCACGGAGAAUAAGACAAAAUAAAAAAUUUUAAAUAAUUUAACCGCAACAUAGAGAAAACGACCGGUAAAGUUUGGUAACACCACUUUUUACGCACCCUGUAUUUAAAAUCAAAUUGUUUAGAGAACUGGAACAAGCUAAAGCUACAGAGUCGGACCUCAUGAAGCGUUUGGAGCAUCGACAAGCCGAGAGAUUGGACAUCGAAGAACGCUACAACAGUCUACAAGAAGAGGUGAUGGUGAAGAACAAGAAGCUGAAGAAGGCCUUCACCCAUUACCACCAAGCGAAGGCUGAACUCGAAGAUAUUGAGACAGAACACCAACGGGAGAUGGAGGGCAUGCUGGAGAACGUGAGAGAGCUUCAGAAGGAGCUCAAGUUGUAUAUUACACUCAUCGAGGCCUAUAUACCUGAUCAGUAUGUGGAUCUGAUUGAGAAGUACGUCUGCUGGAACGACGAGAACGGAGAGUGGCAGCUAAAGUGCAUAGCGUACACGGGCAACAACAUGAGAUCAGCCGACCCAAUUACUGCGUUCUCGAGGGUAAACGAGGGACAGCUGAGACCAUUGUACUUGUCGUACAAUGACUACGUCGACUCGAAGGUCGAGGCGGCCGUCGAGAAGCCGGCUUUUAGGCCAAAGUCAGCUAUGAGGUAAGUGAAGGUUACAAUUGUGUUAUAGUAGUGAAUAUGAAAGUUGGUUUUGAUCUUUUUAUGGACUAACUUUUUAGUAUCUAUUUCUAGUAAAGUAAAUAUGUAAAGUUAUUAAAGUAUCUAAACCUUAUUUUAGGUAGUGAAAACUGAAAGAUUUAAUUUUCUGGUUUUAGAGAUCGCCAAACCGCGAAGAUCAUGGCUUUGUUAGACUGA
This is a messenger RNA of Bursaphelenchus okinawaensis, 4268 nucleotides long. NCBI's taxonomy places the organism in Eukaryota, Metazoa, Nematoda, Chromadorea, Rhabditida, Aphelenchoididae. The record is from the annotation of a GenBank genome assembly.